AUGGGGUCAUAUGUAAGAGCUCACCCUAAUGUGCGUGUGUUUGUGACGCAAGGAGGACUACAGAGCAUGAAUGAAGCAGCAUACUUUGGUGUGCCCACAGUAGGUAUCCCUUUCCUUGGUGACCAGCCCCUCAAUGUUGCUAAGAUGGCUGCUUCAGGCAUAGGCAUACGUCUUGAUGUCAAAUAUCUCACAAAGGAAUCACUGAUACAUGCAGUCAAGACUGUUUUGGAAGAGUCUAGCUACAAGGAAAACAUGCAGCAGUUGUCUGUCAUCUAUCGUGAGCACCAAGCGCCAUCACUGGAUCGAGCAAUAUGGUGGUUGGAGUACGUGCUCCGCCACAACGGGACACGUCACAUGCGCAGCCCAUCACUUGACUUCAACUUCUGGCAGCUGUGGCUUAUUGAUGUGCUGUGUGUAAUUGCUGCUAUUGCAUCAGUCAUCUUUUUCUUUUUAUAUGCUAGGUUACGUAAGCUGGCAGCAAUGAUUACAUCGAUAAAGAAAUUAAAAAGUCAUUAA
This is a messenger RNA of Schistocerca serialis cubense, 516 nucleotides long. Its product is annotated as UDP-glucuronosyltransferase 2A3-like. The transcript has 3 exons. Lineage: Eukaryota; Metazoa; Arthropoda; Insecta; Orthoptera; Acrididae. Gene Ontology annotation, molecular function: UDP-glycosyltransferase activity. The record is from RefSeq and is a predicted model, not a curated record. Bases 1 to 516 code for a protein of 171 amino acids.